Amyelois transitella is the source of this 1737-nucleotide messenger RNA. RefSeq names its product zinc finger protein 84-like. Gene Ontology annotation, molecular function: DNA-binding transcription factor activity, RNA polymerase II-specific; RNA polymerase II cis-regulatory region sequence-specific DNA binding. Bases 1 to 1737 code for a protein of 578 amino acids. Lineage: Eukaryota; Metazoa; Arthropoda; Insecta; Lepidoptera; Pyralidae. The transcript is spliced from 4 exons. Gene Ontology annotation, biological process: regulation of transcription by RNA polymerase II. The record is from RefSeq and is a predicted model, not a curated record.
AUGGCUCUUAAUCGAACUCACACUGGCGAAAAACCUUACGAAUGUGACGUGUGUCAACGUCGAUUUAAUAAGAGCUGUAGUUUAAAAGCACACCGUAGAACUCAUACUGGCGAAAAACCUUAUGAAUGUAACGUGUGUCAACGCAGAUUUAAUGAGAGGUUUAGUUUAAAAACACACCUUAGAACUCAUACUGGUGAAAAACCUUAUGAAUGUGACGUGUGCCAACAUCGAUUUGUUCAGAAGAGUGAUUUAACAAAACACAAGAGAACUCACACUGGCGAAAAACCUUAUGAAUGUGACGUGUGUCAACGCAGAUUUAAUGAGAGGAGUAAGUUAAAAAGACACAUUAGAACUCAUACUGGUGAAAAUCCUUAUGAAUGUCACGUGUGUCAACGCAGAUUUAAUGAGAGGAGUAAGUUAAAAGGACACCUUAGAACUCAUACUGGUGAAAAACCUUAUGAAUGUGACGUGUGUCAACGCAGAUUUAAUGAGAGGAGUAAGUUAAAAAGACACCUUAGAACUCAUACUGGUGAAAAACCUUAUGAAUGUGACGUGUGUCAACGCAGAUUUAAUGAGAGGAGUAAGUUAAAAGGACACCUUAGAACUCAUACUGGUGAAAAACCUUAUGAAUGUGACGUGUGUCAACGCGGAUUUGUUCAGAAGGGUGAUUUAACAAAUCACAGGAGAACUCACACUGGCGAAAAACCUUAUGAAUGUGACGUGUGUCAACGUCGAUUUAAGGUGAAGAGAUAUUUAACAAGACACCAUACUGCGUCAGCUGACACAUCGGGAGCUGACAAACGGCAACCAGGUGCAGGAAGUACAACCAACAGGACACAGCGCGAGUCUCGACGAGAGUCAGCGUCACGGAGUGGUCAGGGUCCACUCCAAUGUGAUGUUUGUGAUAGACGUUUUAAAUUUAAAUCAGAUUUUGACCGACAUUAUAGAACUCACACUGGCGAAAAACCUUAUGAAUGUUACGUGUGUCAACGCAGAUUUAAUGAGAGGAGUAAGUUAAAAAGACACCUUAGAACUCAUACUGGUGAAAAACCUUAUGAAUGUGACGUGUGUCAACGUCGAUUUAAUGUAAAGAGUAAUUUAUUAAAACACCGUAGAACUCACACUGGCGCAAAACCUUAUGAAUGUAACGUGUCUCACCGCAGAUUUAAUACGAGGAGUAGUUUAAAAAGACACGUUAGAACUCAUAUUGGUGAAAAACCUUAUGAAUGUGACGUGUGUCAACAUCGAUUUGUUCAGAAGAGUGAUUUAACAAAACACAGGAGAACUCACACUGGCGAAAAACCUUAUGAAUGUGACGUGUGUCAACGCAGAUUUAAUGAGAGGAGUAAGUUAAAAAGACACCUUAGAACUCAUACUGGUGAAAAACCUUAUGAAUGUGACGUGUGUCAACGCGGAUUUAAUGAGAGGAGUAAGUUAAAAAGACACCUUAGAACUCAUACUGGUGAAAAACCUUAUAAAUGUGAUGUGUGUCAACUCAGAUUUAAUGAGAGGAGUAAGUUAAAAAGACACCUUAGAACUCAUACUGGUGAAAAACCUUAUGAAUGUGACGUGUGUCAACGCAGAUUUAAUGAGAGGAGUAAGUUAAAAAUACACCUUAGAACUCAUACUGGUGAAAAACCUUAUAAAUGUGACGUGUGUCAACUCAGAUUUAAUGAGAGGAGUAACAGUUUUCCCAACGAACGUGUGGACGAAGUUAACGAUGAAGAUAGUGGCUAA